CACCGGGACCGGGACCGGGACCAGCAGCAGCAGCAGCAGCAGCAGCGGCGGGAGCCGCCGGCGGGGGCGGCAGCUUCAUGUUUCCCGUGGCGGGCGGACUGGGGCCUCCUCAAGGUAUGAUGGCUUUGCAGCCACAGGGGUUUCCAAUGGUCUCUGUCAUGCAGCCGAACAUGCAGGGUAUGAUGAGAAUGAAUUACAGUUCUCAGAUGUCUACAGGACCUAUGUCUAUGCAGGGUGGAAUUCCCAUGGGACCGAUGCCAGCAGGAGGAUUGUCGUACAUGGGGCAAGCGCCUUUCCUGGGAAUGCGUCCCCCGGGCCCCCAAUACACCCCUGACAUGCAGAAACAAUUUGCAGAAGAGCAGCAAAAACGGUUUGAGCAUCAGCAGAAGCUGUUGGAAGAAGAAAGGAAAAGGCGCCAGUUUGAAGAGCAGAAACAGAAGCUCAGACUUUUGAGCAGUGUAAAGCCCAAGACAGGAGAGAAGAGCAGAGAUGAUGCUUUGGAGGCCAUCAAAGGAAACUUAGAUGGAUUUUCCAGAGAUGCUAAGAUGCACCCUACUCCAGCCUCGCACCCCAAGAAAACAGAUUGUCUCCCAUCAUCCCAUUCCACCGUAACUGUCUCCCAAACCUCUGCCUUUAUCGACGAAGACGAAUUCAGUGACUUUCUGCACGGGCCCGUUGAAAUCCCUCCAUUUGGGACUCCAACCUCUUCUCGGCCUUUUCAGUCUUUCCACCCCAGCACCCUGACUGGCCAGUUGCUUUCUGCGAAGGCCGUGAGCCAGCCUCUCCCUCCAGUACAGGUGCCAAUGUCUGCCGCCCAGCCCGGUGCCUCUGGGCCGCUAACUUUUUUCUCUACCGCUUCAACCUCCCUCAGUCCCCAGAAAACAGGCCUCUCACUGGAGGAGAAGCUCUUAACCUCUUGUGAUUUAAGUCCGCCCGGGCAGAGGCAAAUUAAAUCUAAUUUGCCCCAAGCCUCAACCUCAGCCGCCAGUAAGAGUCACCCCGGUUUCCCGGCCUCUGGCGGGGGUGUCUUAGGUGGCCAUGUCGGCGGCCGUGCCCCUGCGGAGGCAGAAAAGGCUUCAGACCCAAACAUAGUAGCGGUUGAAGAGAGUGGUGUUGGUGUGUAUCCGUCACAGGACCCAAUCCAGCCCAUGAUGCCUUCUUGGAUUUACAAUGAGAACUUGGUCCCAGAUCUUUAUAAGAAGAUUUUAGAAACCACUAUGACCCCCACUGGAAUAGAUACUGCUAAACUCUAUCCCAUUCUGAUGUCAUCUGGACUUCCCAGGGAAACACUAGGACAGAUAUGGGCCUUAGCCAAUCGCACCACGCCUGGAAAACUUACAAAAGAAGAACUUUAUACUGUUCUGGCUCUGAUAGCGGUAACUCAGCGAGGGAUGCCACCCAUGAGUCCGGAUGCUCUGGGCCAGUUCCCAACUGCCCCUGUCCCCACGCUAAGUGGCUUCCCUCUGGCUCUUCCCGGCCCGGUGAAUCAACAGGGGUUGAUGCCUUCGGGCUCCACGGCCUCGAGGCCUCUUAGCAUCCCGCAACCGGUCCUUGGGAUUACCGUCUCCGCGACAGCCGGGGGAGCCUCAGCCCAGGUUUCCGCUGCCUUCAUCUCUCCCUUCCCCGCAAACCAGGGGGCGAAACAAGAAGAGGAUGAUUUCCAGGAGUUUCAAGAUGCUUCAAAGUCAGGGUCACUUGACGAUCCAUUCGCGGAUUUCCACGCAGAGGUGACGGCGCCUUCGAUAAUGGCCGGCUCUCAGCCCCUGAGCAGUGCCCCGUCAUUGUUGGUGCCAUUUCCUGGAACAAAAUCAUUAUCUACAACAGAUAAAUAUGCGGCAUUUAAAGGAAUUGCAACUAAUAAACCCUCAGAAAGCGGCGCUCCAUUUGGAGAAUGUGAAGACAGAUACAGCGCUUUCCGCGAGUUGGAGCAGCCUGCCGAAAACAAGUCCUUAGGAGACAGCUUCGCCGAGUUCAGAUCCGCAGGCGCCGACGACGGUUUCACAGACUUUAAAACCGCCGACAGCGUCUCCCCGCUAGAGCCACCAGUGAAAGACAGAACCUUUCCGGCCCCCUUUCCUCCGUUCCCCCUCCAGCAGAAGCAACCCCUCAACCUGGCGGAGCUGGAUAUGUUUUCCUCGGUCGGUCCCCCCGGGGAGAAAUCCCUUCCGUUCCCGGCGCCUCUUAGCUCAACCAAACCGGUAUCUGCGGCCACCGCUGCUGCUCCGACCGCUCCGUCAGGAGCCGCCAAAAAUUCCAGUCUAGCCGACGACUUUGGGGAGUUCAGCCUCUUCGGGGGGUACUCUAACUGUGCGUCGGUUAGCGGGCAGGACGAUUUUGCAGACUUCAUGGCCUUCAACAACGGCCGGGGGUCGUCCGAGCCAAAGGCGGACGACAGAGGCCACGCUCUCCGCGAGGAAGCCCGUCCCCUUCCCCCGACCGACGGCUCGAGCGACGCGGCGAGGGACGCCGGGGAGAACCCGACCGCCCCGUCGACUAAAUACGACGUCUUCAGGCAGCUGUCUCUGGAGGGCUCGGGGUUGGGCUUGGAGGAACCCAAAGAGGGCUCCCCUUCCGUGAAGAGCGACGACGACUUUGCCGACUUCCACGCCAACAAAUGCUCCUCCGCCGCGGGCGGCUCCGAGAAAGCGGCGGCUUUCCGGCACGCCAAAGAAGACUCCGCUUCCGUCAAGUCCCUGGAUCUCCCGUCUAUCGGGGGCAGCAGCGUCGGCAAGGAGGACUCGGAAGACGCCCUCUCCGUGCAGUUUGACAUGAAACUGGCCGACGUGGGAGGAGAUCUUAAGCAUGUCACGUCAGAUAGCUCUUUGGAUUUGCCAAUGGUUAGUGGCCAGAAUCUGCCUGCAGCAGAUCUAGAGGACUUAAAAUGUGCUUCCUUUGGCAUCUACGGCGGUGGCCCGACCGUGAGCUCCUUCCCGAGCUCCUGUUGGUCGGACAGGGAUGACCCAGUGGAGGUCAGGAAGCUCUCUCCCUUGUUCUCCUCAGCAGGAGGGGAGGCCUCGCUGGCUGCCUCAGCCCUUCAGAAGGAGGAGGGUUCGUUCGGCGGGGCCGAGAGCGUCGCCACGACCACGGUAUCCAAAGGGGCGACCUUUCUGAGCGACGACCAUCGUCCGGAGGCGGUCAGCUUCAAGGACGGCUUCCCCCAGUCUGCCGGACAGAGGGACGCCAACGGCGGAGAACUCCUCGAUUUCUCCGUGCCCCCGUCGGAAGACCCCCCGGACGGCCCGGCCGCCGCGGGUCUCCGGCCGGCCCCUCGUGACGGGUCCCAGGAAUCCCUGACCGAAUGCCCCGAUGACUUUGGGGAGUUCCAGAGUGAAAAGCCUAAAAUCAGCAAAUUUGACUUCCUCUUGGCCCAUUCACAGAACAAAAUGAAAUCUAGUGAAGAAAUGAUCAGGAGUGAGCUGGCUACUUUUGAUCUCUCCGUUCAAGGGUCUCAUAAGAGAAGCCUGAGUCUCGGCGACAAAGAAAUAAGCCGCUCCACCCCGUCCCCGGCUCCGGAGCAACCUUUCAGAGACCGCUCCAACACCGUGAGCGAGAAGCCCGCCGCGCUCCCUGUCAUCCGGGACAAGUACAAGGAUCUCACUGGGGAAGUGGAGGAAAGUGAGAGAUAUGCCUAUGAAUGGAAGCGGUGUUUGGGGAGUGCGUUAGAGGUUAUUAAGAAGGCAAAUGACACCUUAAAUGGAAUCAGUAGUUCAUCUGUUUGCACUGAAGUAAUUCAGUCAGCCCAAGGCAUGGAAUAUUUAUUAGGUGUGGUCGAGGUGUAUCGGGUGACGAAGCGGGUGGAACUGGGGAUAAAGGCUACGGCCGUGUGCAGCCAGAGCCUCCAGCAGCUGCUGAAGGACAUCGAUAAAAUAUGGAACAACCUGAUUGGAUUCAUGUCCCUGGCCACCCUCACGCCGGACGAAAAUUCCCUGGACUUCUCUUCCUGUAUGCUCCGUCCCGGAAUUAAAAACGCUCAGGAGCUCGCCUGUGGGGUGUGUCUGCUGAACGUUGACUCGAGAAGCAGGAAAGAAGAGAAACCUGCCGAAGAGCAUCCUAACAAAGCGUUCAACUCGGAGACGGACAAUUUUAAGCUAGCCUACGGCGGGCACCAGUACCACGCCAGCUGUGCCAACUUCUGGAUCAACUGUGUGGAACCCAAGCCUCCCGGCCUCAUUCUCCCCGACCUGCUGUGAGCGGAUGUGGGCUCUGGGAGGGAUUCGGUGGAGCACUGGAAAGGGAGCACUGGCGGCGGCACCGUGGACUCGAGAGCCGAAGAGGGACCUCCCCCCUCCGGAAAAGGCCCUGCCUAAAGUGCGGUGUGGGAGCAGUCGGCGGCUACGUAUCCAGUUCCCUUAACGCUUUGCUCUACGGACUACGGUUUUCUCUCCGAAGAGGAAUUGGCCGCAGCGGUAUUAAAUCUGUCAAAGUAAAUUAUUGUCAUAGAAUAGAAUUGUGGUAGAAUAGAACUUCCGCGAGCCUGUACUUCUUUAUAGAAAAACUGUCCUGCGUGAGCUCAUCCGCGUAUCGACGUCCUUAGUUAAGUAAAGGGCUGAAUAAGAAAGGGAAUUAAAAAAGCCGGCGCGGGGGGUGGGGGUCGACUCGACUCCGGGAGGACCGUGAGUAGGGGCUUACAGACUUCACAAUUUGGCUAGUUAGAAUGACCACCCGGUGGCUUUAGAGGAUUGCCCCUCGGGGGGAGAUUUGCCCGGAAAGAGGGCCGCCCCGCCAUGCCACAUGCGACCAGUCUGGGUAGAGAGGGAACCAGUUUGUUGGCAGUGGUGGGGACUGCCACCGGCUUAAAUGUGGAAAUCCUGAAACGCCCUCACACUGGAGGGCGGUGAGGCCCCCCGACAACAUGGAGAGUAGUGUGCGUGUGUGUGUGUGUGUGUGUGUGUUGACGGCAGGAGGAGCGUGUCGUGGGGGCUGUCCGGCAAUGAUGACUCCAAAAGGACCCGCAACUGUGAAGAGUCCUCCGUUGAACCGAAAGCAGUGAAUCAGAAAACCAAAUCAAGUUGGGAAACGUUACCAGUUCUGGGAUGGUGUUUUUUGGUUGUUGUUUUUUUUCCAACCUCCCAAUUUGAGAGAUUGCGGAGGGAUUUCAAAUCCCACUUAAGUGCCGUGUGUGCUCGGUUAGAUGAUUUAAGCUUCUCGGGCCUUCACUCCAUUUUGCUGUCGACAAACUGAAGCGGUGAUGCUUAUGUAACUGCGGAGUUUACGGCAUUAAUUGAGUUAAUGCUUUCUCCUGGCAGAUCUGAAGGGAACUGUACUUUCCUCUGACAAGUCGAGCUUUUUAUGGAAUGGGCUAGGUCUUUUUUGGGGCAUUUGUGUGCGUGUGUGUGUGUGUACGCACGCUGACUUGCUGGCAGUGAAUUGGAAUUGGCAGGAUUGGUUAAUAAGAUUACCGUUUCUGGCUUGCAAACAGAACUCUAAUGAGCCCACGGUUUACCAGUUUUCCCAAGUAAGGUAACCGGCAUUCUGCCUAUCCUGAGUCCCGUUUGAAUGUUAUUUAGGCCCCAGAAUUUGAAAAAGUGUCUCACUAGCCAUGGAGGUUACAGGUGGACGCUUCUCACUGCACCUGUACCAUCGCUGUAUGGCCCAGUAGUCGUUCAGAGCUAAUACUGUUCUUUUCACUCUGCUUCCUUAUUAGGCAAAUCAGUCUCCUCACCCCUGGAUAGAAGUUAGAAUACCUGGAAAAGACAUUUCUAGGUCUCUAAACUUGCCCUUCCCAAAGAAUGAACUAAGUUUGUUCACCUCUUGGGAAGCGCAGAUGCAGAAAUAUCAGUGGAUAUCAGUAAGUACUUAUUGCUUGGACCCACAGCAUUGAAAGCUCUAAUUUUCUCCCUGGAAAUGUUUUUCUGCAAGUAGCCACUGAUAAAUAAAAAGUAUCAUCUUGCCUGCCUGUCAACUUAGGUGUCACCUACGUUCCGAUGACUCAGUUUUGCUUUUAUCCUCCCUGUAGUUAUGUGAUUAAGGGAGAAACAAUCGCCUUGAAAACUAUAACCAAGGUUACCAUCUUUAGUGUGCACUGACAACCGCAGCUCGUUGUUUGGCUGCAGAAUAACUAAACCCUUUUGGAGGUAAAUCGCUUUUUUGACUUCAGUACUAUAUUUAGAAUCGCUUUGAAUUGUUUUCUUUCUGUCACUGAGCUAUGUCCCCAAACUGGGAUCUGCUUUUUAGCAUUCCGGUGAAGUUGCAUGUUUCAAUUUUAGAUGUCUUGGUGGUAGAUAGAGGUUUGUUUCAUCACCGGAGUGUGUUUUGAGAAGACUCUUUAGUUUUCGAAAACUUAAAUUUACUGCUGAACUGCAGGAAUCGCUGGUGUCGUUCUAAAGCCUUUUACACAAUGAACUUUCCAUGAAUUCAGCUAUUCUACUCUCGGAAACUAGCUGAGUUAUUUAUGGUUUAAGAAGGAACUUUACAUUCUGCUUUAUUCCAUUCCAGUGGCUCUUAAUGAAAGAUGCUAUUGUAUUUACGUACUUUCCUAACUUUCCUAAGGCAUUACUAAGUCUGAGAUCUUACAACUGAGAAUUGGAAUCACAGAAACAUUAAUAUAUGAGAAUAUUCUUUUAGGUAGUUGUCUUGCAUCUAAAUAGAAUAAAUAAAAUGAGUGUCCUAAGCUAACUGCUGCAUUGUGAACUUAUGGUAGUGAAAAGUGGUUUUAUAGCAUAUGAGUGUCUGUGGUGAACUUAGUCUGAAUUGUAAAUAGCAUAGCUUUUUAUUACUUUACAUUUUACUAAAUGUUUGUCCUAACUCGUU
Molecule: messenger RNA, 6750 nt
Organism: Tachyglossus aculeatus (Australian echidna)
Lineage: Eukaryota; Metazoa; Chordata; Mammalia; Monotremata; Tachyglossidae
Gene: SYNRG
Product: synergin gamma
Exons: 23
Coding region: 78-4190 (1370 amino acids)
Cellular component (GO): clathrin coat of trans-Golgi network vesicle
Molecular function (GO): protein binding
Source: RefSeq, a predicted model, not a curated record